GAUCACAAUUUCAGCCGUUCAAACUGGCUGAAGAUUUUUUUGAAAAUGAUUAUUUCCGCAGGUGGGGGUCUCACCGAGGCAUAUAUAAACCCCUGGGGUCGACGAGCAAAGCAGAUCACAGCACAGAUCAACAAUUAUCAUCAUGUUCAAGCUCGUCGCUUUCUUCGCCCUCCUGGCCGUGGCCAGCGCUGGAGUCGUCGCCCCUCUGGCCUACUCCGCUCCUCUGGCCUACGCCGCCCCCGCCGUCCACGCCCCCAUCGCCUAUGCCGCCCCCGGAGUUGCCCCUGUCGCCUACGCUCCCCGUCUGGCUUACUCGGCGCCCCUCGCCUACGCUCACGCCCCCGUCGUCAAGACCUACCUGGGCUAAGCUGACUUGCUGUGACCUCAUCAUGGACUGAUACUCAACAACCCUGAACGCACCCCCUACAAGCGAAUGUGAUUUGGAGCUUGACUGUUGAAAUUGUUACCUAUCCCCUCAAAUAAAUAUAAUUAUCAUAGCAUCAUAA
Cloeon dipterum is the source of this 506-nucleotide messenger RNA. RefSeq names its product cuticle protein 12.5-like. The coding region runs from base 143 to 367 and encodes 74 amino acids. The record is from RefSeq and is a predicted model, not a curated record. The transcript is spliced from 2 exons. NCBI's taxonomy places the organism in Eukaryota, Metazoa, Arthropoda, Insecta, Ephemeroptera, Baetidae.